Molecule: messenger RNA, 1088 nt
Organism: Solenopsis invicta (red fire ant)
Lineage: Eukaryota; Metazoa; Arthropoda; Insecta; Hymenoptera; Formicidae
Exons: 1
Coding region: 3-623 (206 amino acids)
Biological process (GO): regulation of DNA-templated transcription; anatomical structure morphogenesis; cell differentiation
Molecular function (GO): DNA-binding transcription factor activity, RNA polymerase II-specific; RNA polymerase II cis-regulatory region sequence-specific DNA binding
Source: RefSeq, a predicted model, not a curated record
UUAUGAAAUAUCAAUAUUCUUACAGAAGAAUGAUUUUAAUUAUACGUUUUUGUAUAUGUUUAGAGGAAAUGGAUGAAAUUUGCGAGGAAAAAAUGUGCAUUCGAGACAGCAUCGACGGUGGAAAGGUCAUCGUCGUGGUAUCACCAGCAGACGCAAAACCACUCGCUUCCAGCGAACAGUUAAAGAAUAAGAAGCUCAAUAGAAACAGCAUGAGUCUUCUGGAUGUUAUCUCUUCUAUGCAUUCUUUCGUAGAGAAGAAUUUCGAUAACGACGAUAAAGAGAAUGUGGCGAUAAAACGCGAUCCCGAUGAAUCGAAGCAAUCACGUGGUAAGCGAGAGGUGGACAAGAUUUUUCCUCAGCAACAGCGGCAGACGCUGGCAAAUCGAUCGCCGAGACGCAAAAGCACCGGUGUGCCGACGUUGUUGUGCAUCGAUGGCAACAGACUUGUGGAUGCAGCGGUGACUGGAGUUAAACGCAAGAUUCCGAGGCCGGCAAAUGCUUUCAUGCUGUUCGCCAAUGAGUGGCGAAGGAAACUCGCUGCGGAGAAUCCUCGAGAAUCGAACAAGGAUAUCAGUGUCAGGCUAGUAAAGCUCUCUUUUAAAAGAAACAUUCAUUUCUGUUGAAUAAACGCGUAACUGGGCAAAGGAUUUUUUUUUGUAAUUUUGAAAAUUAAAUUUCGAGAAGAAAGUAAUUGCGGUAAAGAUCAGAGUGUUUUUGUAAAUCAAUUAUCGAAAUCAUUAGAAGAGCUAUAAAUGUUUAUCGUAUUUAUUUUCUGCGAUCUAUAUCCCUCUUGAGAGAUAAAACUUUGAAAAAAAAAAAAAAAAUUAGAACUUGAAAAUAAUGAUUUUUUUAAUGUUUCUUUAGGCUAGGCGUUUUCUGGAAAAACAUAUCGAAGGAUGUGAAAGAAAAAUAUUUUGCCCUGGCGCGCGAGGUGGACAGAGAGCAUAAGAGAAAGUAUCCCGGUAUGUCCUAUAGAGAUUCCUACAAAUACUUUUUUUUUAAUCUCACAAUCAAAAUCGCAUUUACACGCACCUGAACGAAUCGUCAGAAUUUUCUGAUUUUUCCGAACGUUCCUAGCGCGCGCUGCA